Molecule: messenger RNA, 2265 nt
Organism: Leguminivora glycinivorella
Lineage: Eukaryota; Metazoa; Arthropoda; Insecta; Lepidoptera; Tortricidae
Gene: Brf
Product: transcription factor IIIB 90 kDa subunit
Exons: 12
Coding region: 185-2155 (656 amino acids)
Biological process (GO): transcription by RNA polymerase III; transcription preinitiation complex assembly; DNA-templated transcription initiation
Cellular component (GO): transcription preinitiation complex; transcription factor TFIIIB complex; nucleus
Molecular function (GO): RNA polymerase III general transcription initiation factor activity; TBP-class protein binding; RNA polymerase III type 3 promoter sequence-specific DNA binding
Source: RefSeq, a predicted model, not a curated record
CGUGAUAUUCGACCAAUGGCAGAACAGUACGGCUAUGACGUCAUAUCGUUUACGUUUCGAAUGCUAUCAUAUCAUCAUUUUGUUGGUCGGUCGGUUGGUUCGUUUGAUACAAAAAAUAGCUUCAAACUUCAAAUCUACAUUGAAGAUUCCGUGAAUUUAGUCGCUUGAUUUAGCCGAUUUAACAAUGUCGGGGAAGAAAUGCAAGCACUGUGGCUCGUCGGAGAUAGAAGUAGAUCCCGCUCGUGGUGAUGCGGUGUGUACAAACUGCGGAACUGUGUUGGAAGACAACAUAAUCGUAGCCGAAAUAGAGUUCCAGGAGAAUGCUCACGGUGGAGCCUCUGCUAUUGGCCAGUUUGUGUCUGCUGAGUCUAAAGGAGGUGCAACUGGGUUUGGAGGAGCUUUCAAUGCGGGUAUUGGUCAAGAAUCCAGAGAAGUAACGUUACGAAAAGCCCGAGAUGGUAUCACAGCACUCUGCCAGCAACUACGACUCAACCAGCAAUGCAUAGACAUAGCUUGCAACUUUUUCAAGAUGGCACUGUCCCGGCAUCUCACCAUUGGCCGGCCGGCGAGCCACACGCAAGCGGCUUGUGUGUAUAUGACGUGCAGAACUGAGGGCACAGCGCAUCUCUUAAUCGACAUCAGCGACGCACUGCAAAUCUGCUGCUACCAACUCGGCCGCACGUACUUCAGGCUUUCUCGAGCUCUGUGCAUCAACAUUCCACCUACUGAUCCAUGUCUCUACAUCCUGCGCUUCUCCUCGCAGCUUCAGUUCGAAGACAAGUCGCACGAAGUCAGCAUGACAGCGCUUCGGUUAGUUCAGAGGAUGAAGCGAGACUCCAUACAUUCGGGGAGGCGACCUUCUGGCAUUUGUGGCGCUGCGCUCCUAAUAGCUGCUCGUCUGCACAAUUUCUCUCGCACACCGGCCGACGUGGUCCGGAUAGUCAAAGUCCACGAGUGCACUCUUCGCAAGAGACUCAUGGAGUUUGGUGACACGCCGUCCAGCGCGCUGACUCUUGAGGAGUUCAUGACUGUGGACCUAGAGGAAGAGCAGGACCCGCCGGCGUUCAGAGCGGCUAGGAAGAAAGACAGAGAAAGACUACAAAAGUUGAUGGAAGAAGAGGACGGCGAGAAGGAAAUGACUGACCUGCAGAAAGAGAUAGACACACAGUUAGAAAAGGACAACUCUAGAAGAAAGAAAUUGGCCGCUGCGGCUGCAUUGACGAACACUCCCCGGUCAAUACUGAGCGAUGACGGCGCGUUAGAAGACGCGGAGGCUUCCCGCUUCGCUGCGGAAGACACGUUGAAUCUCCUCGGGGAGAUGGCUAGCGAAGUGCAGCCCAAGUCAGAAGCUUCGCAGAAGCAGGAGAAACUCAAGCUAGAGAAAGGACUAGGUCCAGACUUAGCAGUAAUAGGUCUAGGGAACCGCCCAGACCAACCCGAGGAGAAAGAAAAAGAUAAGUUCCUAAAACCCGAGCCAAAACCCCAAUACGGCGCAGACUUAGUAGCAGAUGAACUAAUACUUGCUCCUAGUGAUGAAGAAUACGUCAGUUCGCUUAUCAUGAGUGAAGAGGAAGCGAGACAUAAGACUCAGAUGUGGAAUCGAAUCAAUGCUGGAUAUUUGAGGGAUCAGAAAAUCAAAGAAGAAAUGCGAGCUCGAGAAAAAGAAGAAGGCAAAGACAAAAAGAAGAAAGUCCGCGGCUCGUACAAAAAGAAGAUUCCAUGCAACGCCGCUACUGCCGGUGAAGCUAUAGAGAAGAUGUUAGCGGAGAAGAGAAUUAGUAUGAAGAUCAAUUAUAAUAUAUUGAAGACGUUAGACCAUCCGGGGGCUCCUAUGUCACCUGUGAGGGAAGCUGCUACCCCAGUUCCUGAAUCAAAACCGCCCACGCCAGCUCCAGUACCGGCGUCACCAGUGCCCAAGAAGCGCAAGAAGAAGGCUCCUCCCGCCACGCUCAACAUCGCUAGUCCUGCUACGCCAGGUCCGGCUACCCCCGCACCGGUCACGCCUGCACCGGCUACGCCAGCUCCCAUAGAUGCAGGCGACGAUUACGACGAAGACGUAGAAGUGGAACCCACCGCCGCCGCAGAAGAGCUGUCUCUAGGCGCCCUACUGCGAAACGGACAGGAGGACGAUUACUACGAUUAUGACGAGUACUAAAUAAAUAAAUAUAAAUAAUAAUAAAUAUUGGGGACACCUUAUUACACAGAUCAACUUAGCCCCAAACUAAGCAAAGCUUGUACUAUUGGGUGCUAAGCGACGAUAUACAU